CUUGACUUGGGUGUGGUUGGACAAACAAAGGUUGAGUUUGAUAUAUCAUAGCUUCUUCUAGCAUGGAAAGUCCAAGAAACCCAUUAAUGGGGGAAGCUCACCUUCAAGGAAAUGUGGUUCCGAUUGAGGAGAAAGUCGAUGAAGACGAAAUUGAAGUUUGUGACGUUUGCAAAAGGAAGUUUGCUAGUGACAAAGCAUUGUUUGGCCACCUGGCGUGGCACAAGGACCGUGGGUGGCGUGGGGCUCACAAGCCACGAACUUUCAGUAUCAAAGAGUUUGCCGAGUAUCGAGAGCUUUUAGUGAAAUCAGAGGAGGAACAGCUUCUGGAAAUCGAGGCAGAAAAAGCUGCUCUGGCCGCCGCCCCACCACCUCCAUGUCGUAAUCCCCUUUCUACGCAGGAAGAAGCACACAUAGGUGCUCAGGGUAGAGCUCCUAGUAGGAGAAGAAAAACUCGCAACCCAUCGAGAUUAUCUCGCACUUGAAAGAAUAACUAGAAAUAUCAAUAAAUAUAGUGAGAAGAUCGUUCUUCUUCCUAUGUAUUUGGGGUUUGAGAUACUUUAGUAGAAGUUUCGUUGUCUUUCGAAAGUAAACUUUAAUCUUUAAUUGUCAAAUUAUAAACAAAAUUUGCAAGAAU
Molecule: messenger RNA, 634 nt
Organism: Cuscuta epithymum
Lineage: Eukaryota; Viridiplantae; Streptophyta; Magnoliopsida; Solanales; Convolvulaceae
Source: the annotation of a GenBank genome assembly